Messenger RNA from Paramuricea clavata, 1976 nucleotides. Lineage: Eukaryota; Metazoa; Cnidaria; Anthozoa; Malacalcyonacea; Plexauridae. The record is from the annotation of a GenBank genome assembly.
AUGACUCAACCACUACGAAAGCUCGAAGACAAGGAUUUUGAGUGGUGUUGGCUAGAGCAACACGAAAAAGCAUUUAAAACAGUAAAGGACUACCUUGCGAAAGCCCCAGUACUUGCUUAUUACGACGUCACUAAAGAAGUAACAAUACAGUGUGACGCCAGUGAAACCGGACUUGGCGCCGUGUUGUUGCAAGAAGACCAGCCAAUUGCGUAUGCCUCAAGAGCUCUGACGGAGACAGAAACCAGGUAUGCCCAAAUUGAAAAGGAAUUAUUGGCAAUUGUUUGGGCCACCAACAAAUUUGAUCAAUACAUCCUUGGUCGCGAGAUUGUACACAUUGAAUCAGACCAUCAACCACUGAAAGCAGUUUUCGCAAAGCCUACCACAAAUCGCCUAAAAGAUUGCAAAGAAUGUUAAUGGCCCUACAGAGUUACACGCUAGAAAUUCAUUACAAGAAAGGAACAUUAAUGUGGAUUUCAGACACUCUGAGUCGGGCAUACCGAAGUACAACCGAGUCUGCCGAACAUGACAUAAGCGAAGUACGUGCAUUAGAAGAAAUUAACCACUGCGAAGGUGUGUCAAUAGCUCCGAACAGGUUAAACCAGCUUAAACAAUGUACAUCAACAGACCCAGUGAUGCAACAACUCAUCACCGCUAUCAAUACAGGAUGGGCAAUAGACCGGAAACAAUGUCCACCAGCACUAAUUCCAUUCUAUAACAAUCGAAGCGAACUUAUUGAAGAUAAUGAAUUAGUCUUCUUUGGGGAAAGACUCGUCGUGCCUUCAUCCUUAAGAAAAGAAAUGCUACAGCAAAUUCACAAGUCCCAUAUAGGUAUUGAGGGUUGUCUGCGGCGAGCACGGGAAGUGAUAUAUUGGCCACGAAUGAAUGCGGAGGUGAAAGAUUAUGUUUCAAAGUGCUCUAUAUGCCAAACACACCAGCCGGAGCAGUGUCGUGAACCACUGAAGUCCUACGACCUACCACAACGACCAUGGUCAGUGGUCGGAGAGGACCUAUGUCAAUUGGGACAUCAGCAAUUUCUUAUCAUUGUUGACUACUGGAGUGGGUUCUUUGAAGUUCAAGAGUUAUCAAAAGUUACAUCGAAAACAGUCAUCACUGCAUCAAAGGUCCAAUUUGCGAGGCAUGGAAUUCCGGACACCCUAAUCUCCGAUAAUGGCCCUCAGUUUGCGUCAGCGGAACUUGCCCAGUUUACAAAAGAGUGGCAAAUUGAACACCGAACAUCGAGCCCACGCUAUCCUCAAUCUAAUGGACGUGCCGAAAAUGCAGUGAAAACUUGAAAAUCCCUAUUAAAGAAAGCAAAAGCCAGCGGUGAAGAUCCUCUAUUAGCAUUACUAGAUUGGAGGAACACCCCGACUGAAAAUAUUGGAACCUCACCAGCGAAAAGAUUAAUGGGUCGACGUACUCGUACAUUGCUUUCCACACAUCAGAGUCUUCUUAAAACACCGGAACAAAACGGAACAAAGAAGGAAUUAGAGAACCGCAAAGUAAAACAAGCAAGGUUGUAUAACAAGAAAAGUAAACCGCUUGAGCCCCUACAAAGUGGAUGCGCCAUUAGAAUGAAACUUCCAGGCGAUAACCGUUGGUCGCUUGGUACCUGCGUACGUGCACUCGAAAACCGAUCUUUCGAAGUCCAGGUUUGUGGAAGGCGAUAUCGCCGUAAUCGCCGUCAUCUACGUGCGACCAAAGAGAUGGCACCACCUCCCAACGUGAAAGAUUCCAAAAUCGAACCGAGUGAGCCGAUCGAAAAGGACCUCACCCCAAGUUUACCAGUCGUGGAACAUAGCACCUCAACUAACCCUUUAACUCAUGAAACAGAAAAUGAAAAUCAGGUAGGCAGUUCUGGCAGUAAUGGAGGUCGAACGCCGAGUGAAAGUGACACGCGACAAGAAGAGACAAUCCCUCGUCGAACUACGCGAGUGCGACGUUCGCCAGAUUGGCAAAAAGAUUACGAGAGACACUAA